AUGAUCAGAUGGACUGCUGGAGGGAGUAAGGCUGCCUCUGCCUCGUCCUGCUCCAGGGCUGGGUUAGGGGCUCGUUCAGGCUCUGGGGCCACCUUCAGACUACGGUCAUCAGCAUUGCUUAUCACCCCGGCUUUUCCUGUACUAGUCACCCUGUUGGUUUUUUUAUUAUCCCUGCAUGAGGCUGCCUGCCAUCAGUUCCACCGUGACACAGAUAGGGUCUCCAGCCCACGGACUCUCAGAGCUCCAGUGAACAUUUCUGAAGCUGAGCUGAUCUCUAGAGCCAGAGCCAAUGGGGGCCCUGUGGGUCGGACUGGGGGAGCACAGGGGAGGCAUGUGCGCAGUUACAAUCAUCUACUAGGGGACAUACGAAGGAGAAAGCUGUUCUCUUUCCAGAGGUUUUUCCUGAGGAUCGAUAAGAAUGGAAAAGUCAAUGGAACCAAAAUCAAGGACGACCCCUUCAGUAUUCUGGAAAUCACAUCAGUGGACGUGGGAGUGGUGGCCAUCAAAGGGCUAAGCAGCAACUUCUAUCUGGCUAUCAGCAAGAAAGGAGAGCUGUACGGAGCGAGAGAGUUUGGUGUCGACUGCACCCUGAAGGAGCGGAUUGAGGAGAACGGCUACAACACGUACGCAUCAGCCAAGUGGAAGCAUGGGAAGCGACAGAUGUUUGUGGGUCUGAACGGCCAGGGGAAGCCGAUGAGAGGAAAGAAAACCCGAAGGAAGAACACAGCCACACAUUUUCUUCCAACUGUUGUGUGAACCUGUGCACUCGGCUGGAGAGGGACAAUAUGAAACUCUGAAAAUGUGAGGUUUAUAACUCUGAAAAGUGAGAAAUCUCUCAUUUGAUUUUAAAAGAAAAAGGCCUAACACUGUCAUGCAUACAAGUGGUCUCUUCUUUUCUGGGAGAUGGUGUUACCUGUGUUUUCACUGGCACAGAUGCAAUGCUUAUUCUUUUUUUUCCUUUUUUUUUUUGUCUGUGCCAAACAGUUUGCAGCUGGACUAAGUGUGUGAUGUGGACACAACCGAAGCUACUGUUUCACUAAAUAAACUGUAGUAGAUGCAGA
Molecule: messenger RNA, 1061 nt
Organism: Pundamilia nyererei
Lineage: Eukaryota; Metazoa; Chordata; Actinopteri; Cichliformes; Cichlidae
Gene: fgf10b
Product: fibroblast growth factor 10b
Exons: 3
Coding region: 1-756 (251 amino acids)
Molecular function (GO): growth factor activity
Source: RefSeq, a predicted model, not a curated record